This is a messenger RNA of Peromyscus eremicus (cactus mouse), 2097 nucleotides long. It is a transcript of the gene Kcnab1, whose product is annotated as potassium voltage-gated channel subfamily A regulatory beta subunit 1. NCBI's taxonomy places the organism in Eukaryota, Metazoa, Chordata, Mammalia, Rodentia, Cricetidae. The transcript is spliced from 14 exons. Gene Ontology annotation, biological process: transmembrane transport; potassium ion transport; negative regulation of delayed rectifier potassium channel activity. The coding region runs from base 140 to 1345 and encodes 401 amino acids. Gene Ontology annotation, molecular function: voltage-gated potassium channel activity; potassium channel regulator activity; transmembrane transporter binding. The record is from RefSeq and is a predicted model, not a curated record. Gene Ontology annotation, cellular component: extrinsic component of cytoplasmic side of plasma membrane; cytoplasm; voltage-gated potassium channel complex.
UGCCGGGACUCCUCUGAAGGCAUCCAGGAAGCGGGGGCAAGAGGGGUUAAAAGACAGCAGAAAUCCCCCAACUGCUCACCCUCUGCCGACCGCCUGUGCUGUGGGGUUCUGAGAGGACCUUGCGCUGUCCUGGGAAGCAAUGCAAGUCUCCAUAGCCUGCACAGAGCACAAUUUGAAGAGUCGAAAUGGUGAGGACCGACUUCUGAGCAAGCAGAGCUCCACCGCCCCCAAUGUGGUGAACGCAGCCCGGGCCAAAUUCCGCACUGUCGCUAUCAUCGCUCGCAGCCUGGGGACCUUCACCCCUCAGCAUCACAUUUCUCUCAAAGAGUCCACCGCGAAGCAGACUGGCAUGAAAUAUAGGAAUCUUGGGAAAUCAGGACUCAGAGUUUCUUGCUUGGGUCUUGGAACAUGGGUGACAUUUGGAGGUCAAAUUUCAGAUGAGGUUGCUGAACGAUUGAUGACGAUUGCCUAUGAAAGUGGAGUGAAUCUCUUCGACACUGCCGAGGUCUAUGCCGCUGGGAAGGCUGAGGUGAUUCUCGGGAACAUCAUCAAGAAGAAAGGCUGGAGGAGAUCCAGCUUGGUCAUCACAACCAAACUCUACUGGGGUGGAAAAGCUGAAACAGAAAGGGGGUUGUCGAGAAAACACAUCAUCGAAGGACUGAAAGGCUCCCUCCAGAGGCUGCAGCUGGAAUACGUGGAUGUGGUCUUUGCAAACCGUCCCGACAGCAACACCCCCAUGGAAGAAAUUGUUCGAGCCAUGACACACGUGAUCAAUCAAGGCAUGGCCAUGUACUGGGGCACCUCCAGGUGGAGCGCAAUGGAGAUCAUGGAAGCCUAUUCCGUCGCACGACAGUUCAACAUGAUCCCACCCGUCUGUGAACAAGCUGAGUACCAUCUUUUCCAGAGAGAGAAGGUGGAGGUCCAGCUGCCAGAGCUCUACCAUAAAAUAGGGGUUGGUGCAAUGACAUGGUCUCCGCUUGCCUGUGGAAUUAUUUCAGGAAAAUACGGAAAUGGGGUGCCAGAAAGUUCUAGAGCAUCACUGAAGUGCUACCAGUGGUUGAAGGAAAGAAUUGUAAGUGAGGAAGGGAGAAAACAGCAAAACAAGCUAAAAGACCUUUCUCCGAUUGCUGAGCGUCUGGGAUGCACACUACCUCAGCUGGCUGUGGCAUGGUGCCUGAGAAACGAGGGUGUGAGCUCUGUGCUCCUGGGAUCAUCCACUCCGGAGCAACUCAUUGAAAACCUCGGUGCCAUUCAGGUCCUCCCUAAGAUGACAUCACAUGUGGUAAAUGAGAUUGACAACAUACUGCGCAACAAGCCCUACAGCAAAAAGGACUAUAGAUCAUAAGGCAAUGCAUGAGCCCCAGAAUCUGCAUGGGUAAAAUCAUGGUGGGUAGGCAGUGCAGAACGACCUUACUAGACACUCUUUCAAUCACUUAGCAGCUUGCUGCUCAACCUCUAGUGUCCCCGGAUUCUCUUGAGGUUUCUGCUGUUGCUACCACUGUGCACCCUGAAUUCUGAACAUGUGAAAAUCCACAACCCAGAAAAAUCCAUUCUAUUUUCUUAUCUUGGACCGGUCCCUAUCCUUGCACUGCUCUGUGCACCUCAUGCUUCUGCAAUGGAGAGAAUAUUGGGAUAAGGGAAUCUAUUCUCUUCAGACAUUCAUAACUUAAAGAAGGCUGUACAUAUAUAUUUUUGUUUCAAAAGAGCAAAACUCACAGAACAGAAACUGCGUGAGCUGCAUAGGAAACAGGAUAUCCUCGCUCUUAUAGUCUUGCUUGGGAGAAUAAACAGAACUAAUUUACUUAUUUUUUCCAUAUUUCAUAUUCACAUUAGCAAGUUUUAAGUUACCUAGCUACCAUUCAACACUAAAAUUUCUAGGUAUUUACUUUCACUAUCUCUGAAGUUAUUUGUUGUGCUUGGCCCUGUACAAUUUAUCUGGAGUACCCGUUAGGAUUCUAACAUGUCUAUUUGCAUAUAGAGGCAUAAAAGUAUGAAUACCCCAAUCUUUACUAGAUAUAUAAUGGCUAAUUUAUAAAAGGGUUACAAUGCUAUGGAAACAGCUUUGAAUAAAAUGUUGUGUUCAUUUUUUACAAUUUA